ACCGAAAAAGGGAGGGCGCACGUUGCAAUGAAUUCUUGAGUUUCUGUUGCCAUCUGAUCCCGCCACCAAUCUUUCCGAAACUUAUGUUCUUUCUCCGAUAAUUAUUUUCCAUCAGACGCUGUCGGUUUCUUGUUACACGGAUCAUAAUGGCGUCCACUUAUCGCGAUCGGACGUUGGAGUUCCGAUCACUCUCCGAGACUCUCAAGAAGAUCGGAGGAACCACUGCCGUUAAUCAUGCUGAAAAUCUCCCAGCUCCAUCCAAAUCUUCGCCACCCUUAUCGUCUAGAUCCGAAUUCAACAAGAAGGCGUCGCGGAUCGGGUUGGGAAUCCAUGAAACUUCUCAGAAGAUUGCUAGGCUAGCCCAGUUGGCAAAAAGGUCAUCGAUGUUCGAUGAUCCAAUCGUGGAAAUACAGGAAUUAACCGUGUUGGUAAAGAAUGACAUUACGGCACUCAAUGUAGCUCUUACAGAUUUGCAGACCAUUCAAAACAUGGAGAUUGCUGAUGGUAAUUACUCUGAGGAUAAAGUUGUUCACUCAACAGCUGUUUGUGAUGACUUGAAGAGCAGACUGAUGGGAGCCACAAAGCAGCUUCAAGAUGUGCUAACCACCAGAACCGAAAAUAUCAAAGCUCAUGAGAACAGGAAGCAAAUAUUUUCCGCAAAUGCAUCCAGAGAAGACCAGUUCAAGCAGCCUGCUAGAACUGUGACUGAGCCUCCCCCUUGGUCGAGUUCAUCAAACACAUAUGGCAGUGCCCAACCACCAGUGCAAAGUAAGGUUUUCUCUAUGGAUUUGAAGCGAUUAAAAAGUUCUUCUUCCUCAAUAUUACCAUCAAAUGGAGGUCAAGUUGGCAGCCAACUAAGACGAAGGUUAGCUGUAGAUAGCCCACCAUCCCAGCAGAUGGAAAUGUCCAUGUUGCAGCAAGUGGUUCCUCGGCAAGAAAAUUAUAUGCAAAGCAGGGCUGUCGCUCUUCACAAUGUGGAAUCUACAAUUUCAGAACUUGGUGGAAUUUUUACACAUUUGGCUACCAUGGUUGCACAGCAAGGGGAACUAGCUAUCAGGAUUGAUGAUAACAUGGAUGAGUCAUUGGCAAAUGUUGAAGGUGCACACAGUUCUCUACUGAGGCAUCUCAACCAAAUAUCAUCUAAUAGGUGGCUGCUUAUUAAGAUAUUUGCCGUUCUAAUUCUUUUCUUGAUUGUGUUCCUCUUCUUUGUGGCUUAAAAAUCAGUACUGAAACCAAGCCGCAGAUACUUGCUGUGUGACACACGUUUGUUCUGAAGGAGUAAGUGAGGCUAGAUUUAGUGGGAAUCUCAAUUUGUUAAUUUUUGGAUAAAGCUUGUAGAAAGGUGGUAAGAUUGUUUAGAAGAGCAUAUACUUGAAUUUAUGUCGGUAUAGGAUCAUAUAUAUAUAUACACCAAAAAUCCAUCCGAAAAUUGUGUCUGCUUUGAUAAUUUGAUAUAAAGCUCUCACAUGAGUAUUAAUCAGUUACAUUAUUAUCUUUCCCAAGUGUAUAUGUUUAUACUUGCACAGAAUUAUGUAAAAAGUUGGUGCUUCUUGAGGGAUUUGAAUAUUUGAUUUCUUUGGGUCA
Messenger RNA from Ziziphus jujuba (common jujube), 1584 nucleotides. Its product is annotated as syntaxin-31. Gene Ontology annotation, biological process: vesicle fusion; endoplasmic reticulum to Golgi vesicle-mediated transport; intracellular protein transport. The transcript is spliced from 7 exons. Bases 147 to 1217 code for a protein of 356 amino acids. Lineage: Eukaryota; Viridiplantae; Streptophyta; Magnoliopsida; Rosales; Rhamnaceae. Gene Ontology annotation, cellular component: SNARE complex; endomembrane system; Golgi membrane. Gene Ontology annotation, molecular function: SNARE binding; SNAP receptor activity. The record is from RefSeq and is a predicted model, not a curated record.